Molecule: messenger RNA, 6981 nt
Organism: Melopsittacus undulatus (budgerigar)
Lineage: Eukaryota; Metazoa; Chordata; Aves; Psittaciformes; Psittaculidae
Gene: CEP170
Product: centrosomal protein 170
Exons: 18
Coding region: 149-4918 (1589 amino acids)
Cellular component (GO): centriole
Molecular function (GO): protein binding
Source: RefSeq, a predicted model, not a curated record
ACCGGAGCGCCCCGCCCACGCCCCGCUGGGGAUGCCGGCUCAGUGAGUACCGGUGGCGGCACCGCUAGGGACGGCCCCUUCCCGGCGCGGCGAACCUCCUCGAAGGGGAUGACGUAGCUUUGCUUAGGAUUUAUCAGCUAAGCAGAAAAUGAGCUUAACAUCCUGGUUUUUGGUGAGCAGUGGAGGCACCCGCCACAGGCUGCCACGAGAAAUGAUUUUUGUUGGAAGAGAUGACUGUGAGCUGAUGUUACAGUCACGAAGUGUGGACAAGCAACAUGCUGUACUUAACUAUGAUGCCUCUACAGAUGAACACUUGGUGAAGGAUUUGGGCAGCUUGAAUGGGACAUUUGUGAAUGAUGUGAGGAUUCCGGAGCAGACAUAUAUCACUCUGAAGUUAGAAGAUAAAUUGAGAUUUGGAUAUGAUACAAAUCUGUUUACUGUCGUCAGGGGAGAGAUGAGAGUCCCUGAAGAAGCACUUAAGCAUGAAAAAUUCACAAGCCAACUCCAGUUGUCCCAAAAAUCUUCAGAGGCAGAAGGAUCGAAGCAAGCCAGCUCCAAAAGCUCAGAGUCCAAGGUAACAGACUCCACAGCUGAAGUGCACCAUAAAACUGCAGAAGCACAGAAAUCUGAAGACAAAUCAUUGGAUCUUUCUGCCAUGCCUCGUGGGACACCUUUGUACGGACAGCCAGCCUGGUGGGGUGAUGAUGAAGCUGAUGAAAAAAGUGGUUGUAAGCAGGAUAGCAAACUGGAAGAAAAAACACAGGAAACAGGGCUUUUAGGAUCCAGCACAGAUGGCCAGCAAGCUGAGGAGCAACCUGCAGCUGCAAGUGAAGACCUUUAUCCUUUCUGUAGGGAGCCAAGUUAUUUUGAAAUCCCUACAAAAGAAUUCCAGCCACCUUCACAGGUAGCAGAGAGCACGAUUCAUGAAAUUCCAACAAAGGACACCCAAAACUCCCAUGCGUCAGGUGCAGGGCAUGCUUCCUUUACUAUUGAAUUUGAUGACAACACUCCUGGAAAAGUAACAAUCAAAGAUCACGUGACGAAAUUCACAUCGGAACAGCGUCACAAAUCAAAAAAGCCUGCUUCCAGUGGGCAGGACCUGCCUGGGCUUCAAACAGUAAUGAUGGCUGCAGAAAGUAAAGUAGCAGAUUGGCUAGCACAGAACAAUCCUCCUAGAAUGAUAUGGGAACCAACAGAUGAGGAUUCCAAAAGUAUUAAAAGUGAUGUUCCAGUGUACUUGAAGAGACUGAAAGGGAAUAAGCAUGAUGAUGGCACACAAAGUGAUUCAGAAAAUGCUGGUGCACACCGGCAUUACAGUAAGAGGGCAGCGCUUGAAGAACACUUAAGGCAUCAUCACACAGAGCUGAAGAAGUCACAUCAGAAAGUCCAUUCCUCAGAAAAGCAGCAAGAGCAAGCUGGUUUGAGCCAGACUGCUUUUAUGAUUGAGUUUUUUGAUGAAGACCAUCCUCGAAAGAGACGGUCUUACUCUUUUUCUCAGAAUGUAGGAGGUCAAUGCCCAGAAUCUCCAUCUCCAGCGCCUCAUGCGCGAGCUGAAAGAGUGAAACCUACAUCAGGAGAGAAACCAAUCCCUUCAUCUGUGCAAGGUAGCUCAUCACAUCAUAGAGCAGUACAUGGUGUUCAUGCAAAACUUCUAAAACAAAAAUCAGAAGAACCCUCAUUGCCUGUCCUUCAAGCUGCAUUGUUAAGGAGUUCAGGAAGCCUUGGGCAUAGACCUAGUCAGAAUCAGGAGAUGGACAAAAAGUUGAAAAGCCAGCAUAUUACUACUGAAAAAGACAAUGAGGAUGACCAGAGUGACAAAGGUACUUACACUAUUGAAUUGGAAAAUCCCAAUUCUGAAGAAAUGGAAGCCCGUAAAAUGAUUGACAAGGGAGGUUCUACUGCACCUGGAAGUAAACGUUGGGUAUCACAGUGGGCCAGUUUGGCUGCUAAUCACACACGUCAUGACCAAGAUGACAUCAGAUUGGAGUCAUCUGUGUCUCUUCCACUAGAAAACGACACAGACAUCAGUGAGUCUGGUAUUUCUGUUAGAAGCACUGGUUCAGCUGCUUCUAUGACCAGCCAGGGUGAGCGAAAGAGGAGGACACUUCCACAGCUUCCCAAAGACGAGAAAGUGAAUGAAAGCUCAAAAUUCAAACCCACGUCUCAUCAGAGAUCAGAAAUAGGUGAAAAGCAAGACACUGAACUUCAGGAGAAGGAAACUCCAGCUCGUCCCUCAGAUGCCGAUAGCAGAAGUGUAGCCAAGUCCAGCAGAACAAUGAAUGGUCUUUCGCCCAAAGCUACCGGAGACAAAGUAUUUUCUUUUCCCAGCUGUUCCAGUAAAGAGCGAGUUGAAACUGUCAGAGAAACUUCUGUGGUGAAACAGGCUUUAGCAAAAAUUCAACAACAAGAAAGAAAGGAGCAAGGACACUGGACACCCACAAAAUUAUCCUCUACAAAAUCUGCUGCAAACCAAGUUGAGAAAGGUAGGGAGGAGAUCACUAUGUCACCCAAAACUUCAGGUAAUCAAGACAAAGCUCCUGGACACAUUGCAGAUAAGGCAGAAAUGAAGUUGGUGCAGAGUGAGGGAAAAAGAAGAAAAAAUGAGGAAACUAUUAAAGGACAAUCUCCUAAACUAUCUGGAGGAGAAAAAAAGGAAUCUUCAAAACCAUUAGUGAGGCAAGGUAGCUUUACUAUAGAUAAGCCUAGCACAAAUAUACCUAUAGAACUUAUUCCUCACAUUAAUAAGCAAAGUGGAUCUGCUGCCCCUUUAGCAUCUGCAAACAGGAUACAUGACAGAAGUGAUUCGAUGGACACUGAUUCCAGUCUAGAUACAACACUCAUUUUAAAAGACACAGAAGCUGUAAUGGCUUUCCUUGAAGCUAAAUUGCGUGAAGAAAAUAAAACUGAUGAAGGUCCAGAAACUCCAAGUUACAACAGAGAUAAUUCCAUAUCACCAGAAUCUGACGUAGAUACAGCCAGCACAAUCAGUCUUGUUACUGGUGACUCUGAAAGGAAAUCCACACAGAAGCGCAAGACCUUCACAACCUUAUAUAAAGAUAGAUGCUCCUCUGGUUCUCCUUCAAAGGAUGUUUUAAAAUCUUCCGCAACAAGUGCCAGAGAAAAGAUGGAAAAGAAAACUAAAAGUCGGUCUUCAGACGGUGGCUCUAGAGCUGACACUCGCAAAGCUGUGCAGUCAAGUGGAAGAAUGAGACAACCAUCAGUAGAUUUGACAGAUGAUGACCAAACAUCUAGCGUACCUCAUUCUGCCAUUUCUGAUAUCUUAUCAUCUGAUCAGGAAACCUACUCUGGCAAAUCACACGGAAGAGUUCCUUUUGCCUCAGCAGAUGAACUUCUACAUUCCAAGAUGGAAGGAAAGUCAGCUAAAUCAAAAACUUCUCCUGUUGCACUUGGGCAGUCAAGUAAAUCUACCACUCUUCCAAGACCUCGUCCGACAAGGACUUCUCUCUUGCGCAGAGCACGGCUUGGUGAAGCCUCCGAUAGCGAGCUUGCUGAUGCCGAUAAGGCUUCAGUGGCUUCCGAAGUGUCCACUACAAGUUCUACGUCAAAACCUCCAUCAGGGAGGAGAAGUAUUUCCAGAAUAGACUUACUUGCUCAACCGCGCAGAAACCGACUUGGCUCUUUAUCAGCACGUAGUGAUUCUGAAGCAACAAUAACUAGAAGCACUGCCUCAUCUCGUACCCCAGAAGCUAUUCUCAGAAGUAGUGCCAGGCUAGCAUCAGCAGGAGAUAGUAGUAAAGUUUCUGCUAGAACUCGUGCCAAUAGCAUUUCUCGACUUUCAGAUUCAAAAUCCAGAUCUUUGGCUUCAGCUCAUAAUUCUCCCUCAGUAAGUGCAAGAUGGAGGCGCUUUCCUACAGAUUAUGCUUCCACCUCAGAAGAUGAAUUCGGAUCAAACCGUAAUUCUCCUAAACAUACCCGUCUGCGUACCUCUCCAGCCCUGAAAACCACACGACUGCAGAGCACUGGGACAGCAGCUCAAAGUAGCAAUACAUUCAAGCACAGAAUAAAGGAGCAGGAAGACUAUAUUCGUGACUGGACUGCCCACCGAGAAGAAAUAGCAAGGAUCAGUCAAGAUCUGGCUCUCAUCGCACGGGAAAUCAACGAUGUAGCAGGAGAGAUAGAUUCAGUGACUUCAUCAGGCACUGCCCCCAGUACCACAGUAAGCACUGCUGCCACCACCCCUGGCUCUGCCAUAGACACUAGAGAAGAGUUGGUUGACCGAGUAUUUGAUGAAAGUCUCAAUUUUAGAAAAAUCCCUCCAUUAGUGCAUUCCAAACCACCAGAGGGGAAUGGUCGGCCUAAUGAUGCUAGACCUCAGAUAACAGACACCCUUGAUCCCCCCAAAAUUACCCGGAGAAGGACUUGGAGCAGAGAUGAAGUUAUGGGGGACAGCUUGCUCUUGUCCUCAGUCUUCCAAUUUUCUCGCAAGAUAAGACAAUCUAUAGACAAAACAGCUGGCAAAAUCAGAAUAUUAUUUAAGGACAAAGACAGAAAUUGGGAAGAAAUUGAAAACAAGUUGCGAGCUGAAAGUGAAGUUCCUAUUGUUAAAACAUCAAGCAUGGAAAUAUCGUCAAUCUUACAGGAACUGAAACGAGUUGAGAAACAGCUGCAAGCAAUUAAUUCUAUGAUCGACCCUGACGGUACCCUGGAUGCUCUGAGCAACUUGGGAUUCACCAGCCCCAUCUUACCAGCUCAGCCGAAGGCAAAGUCCAGUCCCAUUUCUCAAAGUACCCGCCCUCAAGUACAGCCAAACUGCCAGCCCGAAGCUCGGGCUCUUCAACCCGCUGCUGACCCUGGUGCAGCAGAAUUUGAGAAUGCUGGAUCCGAGUCAGAUUUCAGCAUACGUUUCAACAGAUUUAACCCAGAUGGGGAAGAGGAAGAUGCCACCCUGCGUGAGUGACAUCUCAGUGUUGAUAAAAAACCUUUCAUGUGGAAUGUUUAGGAAUAAAGAAAAAAAUAUACUGGUUUUAUAAUUAAAAAAAAAAAAGAAAAAAGCUUGGUCAAAAGCAGUUGUUUUAUUAAACCAGUUUUCUUUGACUGUGAUGCUUUGAUUGUCACAAAAAUCCUUUUCCAAUCAUAAUGAUAUGCAUAGAUACCAGUGUAGGAAAGCAGAUUGUGGCAGGUUUGCCCUUUGUGGUUGUGUGCUUUGCAAAAGGUUUAUUAAUAUCAGCAAUUUUCCCUUAAUAGAUUUAUUUCUUUUCAAAAGCCAUGCAAGCAGUCUAACAUUUAAUGUUACUGAAACCCCAAAUCUCUUUGCCAAGCUGCUCUGAUGAAUGGACUUCCUCCACUAAAGUUUGUACAGAACUGUUGAACAGUUAAAUUUGACUCUGAAUUAGAUGAUUUAUAUGGGAAACAUUAUCUUUGACUACAAUGACACAUUACUGCAAAAGGUAAGACAGAUUUUAGAAAGCAUUCGUUCUUAUGUACUGAAAAUCUCAAACAGUUCUGUGAUUUAUAUAACCUUGUUGCUGCAUAAAUUUUCUUGGGGGUUUACAAAGUUCACAUAUUAUGUUUGCACUAAGAUUGCUGGGAGUGGGAGGUGAACAUAUCGAUAUCAGUAAAUGGCAAACUGUUUUGGUGUACAUAGGAAAUGGAUAAUACUGUACUUGUAUUAUCAUCGCAGUGUUUUAAUCCACUUUCUACAAAGACUAUUUGGCACUUUUUGAUCUUCUUCAAAUGACUUUUUGAUGUUAAUUAAAGUAGAAGUAUUUCAUAUCUCAUCUCUGUCCAAAUGUUUGUUGGAUCUAGGAAAUAAAUUUAAACAUGGAGCAUUUCAAAGCAUAGUGAGGCAAAUGGGCUUUCACCAAUUCAAAUGCAACAUUGCUUACGGAAGAAGUGACUGUUCCUCGGAACAGUUGUGAGAUGUAAAAUUUUCUUUAGGGGACUUGGAAAUAGAGGUGUCAUCAUUUGCUUCAUCGAUAGAUUCACUCCCAAGUAAAUGGUUUUAUUUGCUUCUGUAUAUUUUCCUGUAGUCUUGCUAGUAAAGCUGUCUCUGUCUUACAUAUUUAAAAGGAUUCUGGAAGACGACUGCUAACAUAGACAUUUCGCUUAUACCACUGGAAAGCAAGUCUGUUUAAAGUUUCCUAUAUAAGCCUAUUUUCCUUAUAAGUUGUCCCAGUAACUUAACAUUUGGAAAUAAUAAUAAAAAAAUAAAAGUAAAUUGCUUUGUAUUUCCAGAACACUGUAAUUUGGAGGAAUGUUAUUUCUGUUAAAUGUAACUAAUAGACUGGAAUUUUCCUAUGUUUGCAUCAGUCUCUAUAUAUUAAGGUUAAAGAUACAGUUUUGCAGCUUUUAUGAAAUGGUCUUUAAUAUUUCAGCAAUAAUCCUAGAUGACAUUUGUUUUAAAACCAACUACUUUCUGUACACUUUUAAAUUGUACAGGCUUUCAGAAGUCAGUGAGGUUGGACCAGUUAAUGAAAAUGCAAAAACUUUUUUUGUAGAGAUGUAAAAAACAACCCCACUAAUCUGUUGUAUAAUGGAUUUCAUAUUUUCUUUAAAAAAAUUAAAAGCAAACAGCCUUCAUGUAUGACUAUGCUCUACUCCAGCUAACUGUGGGAGCCUGGACUACACCAGUUUACAGUGGCUACAAGAGAAGUUUUAGAAGGUACAGAAGGGCAAAAAUAAAUCGAAACUAGAGCUAGGCGGUGAAAACUUGGUGAAACCAAACCAUCACCAUAAUUCCUUCUUUUGUUGAAUGCUUGGGAACAUAACUUUUCUGCAGGCUCGAAUGGAAAGUAAGAAAUUACUAGGAAGGGUAAAAGGUGCAGGCUCUUCAUGUAAGUUUCUGUUUGUGUUCUUUCAGGCGUUUAUACCUUUACGUUCUGUAAUAAGUAUUUUGCAUUACUAUGUUCUUAUUUUGUAUGAACAUGUUCUCCUUAUUUAUUUUUGUUACAUUUAUUAUGUAUGUUAUUUUGUUAUAUGCAUUUACAACUCCAUUUUUAAAUAAAGUGUUUCUGGAACAAA